Messenger RNA from Cloeon dipterum, 836 nucleotides. RefSeq names its product cilia- and flagella-associated protein 20 (gene Bug22). Lineage: Eukaryota; Metazoa; Arthropoda; Insecta; Ephemeroptera; Baetidae. The transcript has 2 exons. Gene Ontology annotation, biological process: positive regulation of cell motility; cilium assembly; regulation of cilium beat frequency involved in ciliary motility. Bases 119 to 700 code for a protein of 193 amino acids. Gene Ontology annotation, cellular component: ciliary basal body; motile cilium. The record is from RefSeq and is a predicted model, not a curated record.
ACAUCCCGUGUUUUGUUUGGUGACAAUCGUGGUUGCCGGGGUUUCGGCCGCUUGUUGUGCAAUACCGUGAUUAUUGGGCCGAAUUUACUGAUGGGUCAGCAUUCUUGACAGCCCAGCAAUGUUUAAAAACACGUUUCAGAGCGGCUUCCUCUCGGUCCUCUACAGUAUCGGCAGCAAGCCGCUGCAGAUCUGGGACAAGAAGGUUCGCAAUGGUCACAUCAAGCGUAUCACCGACAACGACAUCCAGUCGCUUGUGCUCGAAAUCGUCGGCACAAACGUUAGCACUUGCUACAUCACCUGCCCCGCCGACCCUAGACAAACCCUCGGAAUCAAGCUCCCGUUCCUCGUCAUGAUAAUAAAAAACAUGAAGAAGUAUUUCACCUUUGAAGUUCAGGUGCUGGAUGACAAGAAUGUGCGGCGAAGAUUCCGUGCCAGCAAUUACCAGUCCACGACUAGGGUAAAACCGUUCAUCUGCACGAUGCCCAUGCGCCUGGAUGACGGCUGGAACCAAAUCCAGUUCAAUCUGGCUGACUUCACGCGACGCGCUUAUGGCACCAACUACGUAGAGACGUUACGUGUGCAGAUCCAUGCCAAUUGUCGCAUCCGCCGAGUGUACUUUUCGGACAGACUAUACUCGGAGGACGAGCUGCCAGCCGAGUUCAAACUUUUCUUGCCCAUCCAGAACAAAGCCAAACAGUGACGGGUGCGCAUGGUUAUUGACAAUUUUGCGAAAAACCUCCAAAUAGUGCGUGUGUGACUACUACAUAAAACUAAAUUUACACGGCAAUCGGCAGUUUUUAUGUGGAAAUAAAACAUCAGAUUUUGGUUGCGUAGUA